Capsicum annuum is the source of this 2634-nucleotide messenger RNA. RefSeq names its product transcription factor TCP8. The transcript is spliced from 2 exons. The coding region runs from base 547 to 2220 and encodes 557 amino acids. Gene Ontology annotation, molecular function: DNA-binding transcription factor activity; sequence-specific DNA binding. Gene Ontology annotation, cellular component: nucleus. Lineage: Eukaryota; Viridiplantae; Streptophyta; Magnoliopsida; Solanales; Solanaceae. The record is from RefSeq and is a predicted model, not a curated record.
CUUCAAAAAUAUCAUUUCUAUAAACUAUGCUUCCCUACCCACCCCCACUCCCUUCCCCACAACACCUUUAUCAAACUCCAGAACUCUUCUUUCUCUCAUUCAUGUCCUCAUCUGCUUCUCUCUCUGUUUCUCACUGGGAAGAAAACAAGAGUCAAUCAGAGAAGAACUUAAAUGAACCCCACAAAAACUCUUAUAGUCCAAGUUAGCCCCCACCCUCAAAUUUCUCUGCUCCUAUCUUACUCUAAAGUUUUUUUUUCUUUUUUUUUUUACAGAUUUUUUCUAGUGUUUCUCUCUCUUCCCCCACCUUUCUUUCUUUUGAAUUUGGAAGAAGAGGGGGGGAGGAGAUGGAGAUGGGGAUAUUGAGAAGUUAGAAUACAAAUUAUCAGACACAGAGAGAAAAAAAAAACAGACAGAUAAAGAAAGAACAGUUUUCUUGAACCCACCAACAAAAUUCUUGAUUACCCCACCCACCCCCACAUUCCAACCCAGGUCCAGGCCACCACUCUCUCUCUCUCUUUCUUUCUCUCUCUCCUAAAACACAAAAAUAUGGAACUCACUGAUUUACAAAGCAACAAUACUAAUAGCACUAGUAAACAGCAAAGCACCACCCCUUCUCCACCUCUCCACCACCAGCACCAGCAUCAACAUCAGCAUCAGCAGCAUCAGUACCAGCUACUUUCCCAGCACCAUCACCAACACCACCAGCAGCAGCAGCUUCAACAACAACAACAACAACAACAACAUGGGAGAUCAUCAGUUCCUUUUAUGUCCUCUAUAUCCAUCCAGCAGCCUUCUGCACCACCUGGGCUUACUAAUUCUGCAAGUCCUUCACCUGCUGCUGCUGCUACCAGUGCUUCUCCUUCUACUUCUUCACCUACUCCUCAACAGCAGCAGCAGCAGCCGCCUCACUUAGUGGACGCUUCUCUUGCUAUCGCCACUAGAUCCGACUCCCUGAUUGACCCAAACAAGAAAUCUCAGCCACAACAACAGCAGCUGGCAAUUCAACAAACACAAAUUGUUCCACAGCCGCAGCAGCCACCGCCGAAGCGACAAACAAAGGAUCGGCACACCAAAGUUGACGGACGAGGGCGGCGCAUCCGAAUGCCAGCCGCCUGUGCAGCUAGGGUUUUCCAAUUGACCAGAGAAUUAGGUCACAAGUCCGACGGAGAAACCAUUGAGUGGCUAUUACAGCAAGCCGAGCCUGCCAUCAUCGCUGCCACUGGCACCGGCACAAUCCCAGCCAACUUUUCCACUCUCAACAUAUCCCUCCGCAGCAGUGGCUCCAGUCUCACCGCUCCUCCUUCUAAGUCUGCUCCGCAUUCUUUUCACAGCGCUUUAGCUCUAGCUGCUGCUCACCAUACCCCUCAUCCUUUCGAAGAAGGAUUCUCACACAUGCUAGGGUUUCAUCAGAAUCCUCAUCUCCUGACCCAAAAUCCAAUCGGAGAAUCAUUACCGGGAGGUGGAGGUGGUGGUGGUAACAGCGGCGAUGGUAGUGGAGGUGGUCAAGAGGGGGCUGAUAAUUACCUUCGGAAAAGAUACCGAGAGGAUUUGUUCAAAGAAGAAGGUUCAAGUAAUCCACAAGGAGAAGCUUCUGGAGGAUCUAGUUCACCUUCAAAUAAGCAGUUCAAGGGAAAUUCUUCGCAAUUGCCCAAGUCCAAUUCCUCCCAAGAAGGUGUAGCUGGACCAUCAUCUAAUAUGCUUCGGCAUACAAAUAUGAUGCCAGCUACCGGCUUAUGGGCGGUGGCACCACCACCCAGCAGCGGAACAACUGGCAGCCCAUUCUGGAUGCUGCCGGUCACGGCUAGUGGGAGCGGACAGACGUUGUCCGCUCCCAUGGCAAGCACAUCAGGAACUACAACACUUGAGUCUCAAAUGUGGCCUUUCCAUAUGAGUAGCUCAAACACUAUUCAAGCACCAUUACAUUUCAUGCCUAGGUUUAAUAUCCCACCAAAUCUUGAAUUUCAAAGUGGUAGAGGAAACCCAUUACAACUAGGCUCAAUGUUAAUGCAGCAACAACAACAACAACCAUCUCAACAUCUCGGGCUCGGAAUGUCUGAAACUAAUUUGGGCAUGUUAGCUGCCCUUAAUGUGUAUUCAAGAGGUGGUUUGAAUAUAAAUUCAGACCAUCAAAGUCACUCCUUGGAACAUCAUCAUCAGCAACAACAACCUCAACCUCAACCUACAGAUAGCGACAAUGACGAUCCAAACAACUCUCAGUAAAAUCUAUAAUAUUGGUUUUAAAUUUCUAAAGUGUGCUGGAGUGAAAGUGCUUGAAAGAUUCAUUUGCAUAUGAAUUGAGGAUUUGAUGGAAGACAGACAGAUCAGAGAGGUAUAUGUUAGUUGUCAUUUGGUUUUGUCUGUCAUUAUUACUCCUUUUAUUUUUUGUUUGUUUCUUUGGUGAACCUUUUGCUAGAGAAGAGUUGUGAAGGAUUUGAAUUGUAUUUUGUUAGGUUUUGGUCCAUUGGGAUAUUAAUUAGCUAGCUAGGAGUGAAGAGAGAGAUUUGUAUAGGAGGAGAUUAUAUAUUUGUGUUUAGUAUUUUUCAAAAAACUUAGCUUGCUCAUGUUGUGUGUAUCAGAAAAUUGCAAAAAAAAAAAAAACAGUUUCAAAAAAAAAAAGAAGAAAAAUUACUACUA